This is a messenger RNA of Pygoscelis adeliae (Adelie penguin), 4717 nucleotides long. RefSeq names its product probable G-protein coupled receptor 125. NCBI's taxonomy places the organism in Eukaryota, Metazoa, Chordata, Aves, Sphenisciformes, Spheniscidae. Gene Ontology annotation, molecular function: G protein-coupled receptor activity. Gene Ontology annotation, cellular component: postsynaptic density; plasma membrane; glutamatergic synapse. Gene Ontology annotation, biological process: G protein-coupled receptor signaling pathway; cell surface receptor signaling pathway. The record is from RefSeq and is a predicted model, not a curated record. Bases 179 to 3685 code for a protein of 1168 amino acids. The transcript is spliced from 18 exons.
GAGUAACAACAAGAUCUUAUGGUUGAAGAAUGGCUCUUUCUUCGGACUGAGAUCCCUGGAGAGAUUAGAUCUGAAGAAUAAUUUGAUCAGCACAAUUGAGCCAGGGGCCUUCCAUGGACUUUCAGAACUCAAGCGCCUGGAUCUUUCAAAUAAUAGAAUUGGUUGCCUAACACCGGAAAUGUUUGUUGGACUUAACAGUCUUCACAAACUGAAUUUGUCAGGGAAUAUUUUUUCAAGUCUCAUGAAUGGACUUUUUUCAGAGCUGCUAGCUCUGAAAGCACUACAUUUCAACACCGAUUCACUCAUUUGUGACUGUAAUCUAAAAUGGGUCUUGCAAUGGGCCAGAAAUGCUUCAGUUCGAAUAGCGGAGGAAACAGUUUGUGCUUACCCCAGUGCUUUACAAGGACUGUCAUUUCAUAACCUGAAGGAAAGCCAGCUGAUAUGUGCUGGGCCUCUGGAACUUCCUCUUUUUGAGCUGAUCCCAUCACAAAGACAAGUGGUUUUUCAUGGAGACCGCUUGCCAUUUCAGUGUACUGCAACAUAUGUUGACAAUACCACCCAAGUACAUUGGUACCACGCUGGUCGCCUGAUCGAAACAGAUGAAGAGAGUGGCAUAUUUGUGGAGGACAGCAUCAUUCAUGACUGCUGCUUAAUUACACGUGAACUUAUCCUAUCCAGCAUUGACAUUGAUGCAACUGGAGAUUGGGAGUGUCUAGUCAACAAUUCCUAUGGAAAUAGCACUAAACAAGUAGAAAUUGUGGUACUUGAAACAGCUGCACCCUACUGCCCUGCAGAAAGAGUCAUUAACAACAAGGGAGAUUUCAGAUGGCCCAAAACUCUGGCCGGGAUAACUGCUUACCAUCCCUGUCUCCAGUAUUCAUUUAAUUCCCUUGCCUUUCACAAUGGCGCAGAAGAGUCUAAGGCAUGGCGUAAAUGUAAUCGAACUGGACGUUGGGAUGAAGAAAACUAUUCGGAAUGUCCUUAUUCACAAGAAGUAACUCAAGUUCUUCAUGCUUUUAGUCAGAUGCACAUCAAUUUGACAACCGUGCUUGAAUUUUCCCGCCAGCUGACAGCCUACACAAGAGGUGCUUCCCACUUUGCGGAUAAAAUGGAUGUAAUAUAUUUGGCUUAUAUAAUGGAAAAGUUAAUUGUCUUCGUGGAUGAAGUUGAAGAUAUUGGGGAUGCUCUUAUUGAAAUUGCCAGCAACAUAAUGUUGGUUGAUGACCAUGUGUUGUGGAUGGCUCAAAAGGAAGACAAAGCCUGCACCAGGAUUGUACGAUGUGUGGAACACAUUGCAAGUCAAAUACUGACCAGCAAUAUUCAAGUUAUAUCAAAGGUAUCUCGUAAUAUUGCUCUGGAGGCCUUUAUGAUCAAGCCAUCUAGUUUCACAGGAAUGACUUGCACUGCCUUCCAGAAAAUAUCUGCAAAUUCUGACAAGUCAGUGGUGCAUGAUUUGGGAAGCUGGGAAGCAAAUCACCAUCUUGAUCAACAUUUGAAUUUCAAGUGCAACACGGGCAAUCUGAAUGGUUCGUUGGUGAAUUCUUCUACCAGGAAUGCUGUAGCAGUAGCUUCAGUUCAUUUGCCACAGUCUGUCUUCUCUCAGUCUUCAGCCUGGCAAUCUGUUGAUAACUCCACUUGCAAGCUACAGUUUAUUGUAUUUCGGAAUGGAAAACUCUUUCCUAGCACAGGAAACUCAUCAAAUCUUGCAGACGAUGGGAAACGUAGGACGGUUGCCACACCAGCUGUUUUUGCUAAAAUAGAUGGAUGCAGUUUUGGAAACCUCACCAGCCCUCUUACUAUAGGGUUGAGGCACUUUGCAAGGGGUAUAGACCCCAUUGCAGCCUUCUGGGAUUUUGACCUUCUGGAUGGACAUGGAGGCUGGUGGGGAGAAGGGUGCCACAUAAUUAGUUCUGCAGGCAAUAUUACCACCAUUCAGAGUACACACUUCAGUAACUUUGCAGUGCUAAUGGAUUUUAAGACAGUGUUAUCUUUCCCCCAGUACCCCGGGGAGUUUCUGCACCCUGUGGUAUAUGCAUGUACUGCAGUUAUGUUGUUGUGCCUGUUUGCUUCCAUUAUCACCUACAUUGUCCAUCACAGCACAAUCCGAAUAAGUAGAAAAGGAUGGCACAUGCUUCUCAACUUUUGUUUCCAUACUGCUCUUACAUUUGCUGUUUUUGCUGGUGGAAUCAAUCGCAUUAAAUAUCCAAUUAUAUGUCAAGCUGUUGGCAUAGUACUACAUUAUUCUACACUCUCUACUAUGCUAUGGAUUGGAGUAACUGCCAGGAAUAUUUAUAAGCAAGUCACAAAAAAACCUCAGCCAUGCCAAAACAGUGACCAACCUUCUUAUCCAAAGCAACCACUACUCAGAUUUUACCUGAUUAGUGGUGGAGUUCCUUUCAUUAUAUGUGGGAUUACAGCAGCAACCAAUAUCAAUAAUUAUGGGAUUGAAGGCAAUGCACCAUAUUGCUGGAUGGCAUGGGAGCCUAGUCUUGGUGCUUUUUAUGGGCCAGUAGCAUUCAUUGUGCUAGUCACCUGUGUUUACUUUCUCUGCACGUACGUGCAACUGAAGCGCCAUCCUGAACGCAAGUAUGAGUUAAAGGAAAAGACAGAAGAUCCGCAGAGAAUGCCAAGUACUGAGGUGGGCCAUGGUCGUAUUACAGACUCUGUGUCCGUUCCCCAGGCAACCUGCUCCAUGAUUUCUUCUUCCUUAUUGGAAAAUGAGCAUUCAUUUAAGGCUCAGCUUCGAGCCGCAGCAUUCACUUUGUUCCUGUUUACUGCCACUUGGACCUUUGGAGCACUUGCAGUAUCUCAAGGUCAUUUCUUGGACAUGAUAUUUAGCUGUCUUUACGGAGCCUUUUGUGUGACCUUGGGGCUUUUCAUCCUGAUCCAUCACUGUGCAAAGAGAGAUGAUGUGUGGCAUUGCUGGUGGUCCUGUUGCCCAUCUAGAAGAAACACCUAUUCUGUCCAAGUUAAUGUGCGCCCAAAAGUUAAUGUCAAUGGUGACACUCAAGUUCAUGCACCUUGUCUUCAGGAAUCACCAUGUCCCAACAAAACAGCUGUGUUUAAUCAUCCAGCAGCUAGCCACUGCAAACUUACUAACCUACAAGCAGUUCAAAAUCAUGUUAACUGCCUUUCGCCUGUGACACCAUGUUGUGCAAAAAUGCACUGUGAUCAGCUACUUGAUGAUGAAGCUCACAUUCAUGUCCACAACGAGGGAACCUUCAGACCCAAUAUGCACAUUCAUAGAUGUCUGAAAGGCAGAACUAAGCCACGUUAUUUCAGUCGGCAUAGGUCUGCAGGUGAAAGAGAAUACGCCUAUCACAUUCCUUCAAGUAUCGAUGGCAGCAUCCACAGCUCACAUACAGACAGUCCCCACAGUACGCAUGAUAGCCAGUCAGGUCACAGACGGGCCUGCUGCUCAAAAAGCGAUCCAUAUCCUACUGUCAACCAGCCUGAAAGUAGCGACGCAAGUACUGUAAUAUAUAGUUGUGCUAAAAUGCCAGAAAGUGACACUGUGCACCAUCCAGCUCAUUUUGAAAUGCACCCACGGACACAGUCAUUGCCGUUUAACACGACGAAUCACAACGGAAUUCUCAAGGGAAACGUGCAUGAAGCCAUGAUAUACAGCUCAGAUAGUACAGGAAAUAUCAAAACUGGCCCUUGGAAAAAUGAAACUACUGUGUAGUUCAUGGGCCAUCAUAAUGUGUUUUUUCCCCCUAAACCAUCGUUAUCUUUGUUUUUAUUCCAAACUAAAUAAGAUGACAUAUUUGUGUAGCUCAUCAGUAAAUUGUACAGCUUUUCCAUCUUUAUUUCCAUUUUCUUAGUAAGAGUCUAAAAGAGAGAUAGUGACAGUAUUAAAGUGAAGUUAUUUUUAAAAGAAAGUUAUACAAUUAUUCUGAAAGAUAAUUAGAAAAUGAAGUCUAGACAAUUGAAUAUGAGAGGCAAUAUCCUUUUGUUACACAGAACAACAUUUCUUUAGAAAUACAUCAUUUUCAUCCAUUGUUUUCACUUUUGUUCUGUAGUAACUUCGGACACUUUUUAUAAACAUAUCAGCAUCUUAAACUUUUACUUAUUUAUUUUUGUAGCAAAAUAUUAUUACUGUGCCAUGGAUUUUAAUCAGAAGUGACUAUGGUAGAAAUGAUAAACAGGAUUUUAUAAAAUUACAGCUUUUUAGAUCUACAAAAGUGAUACUGCCUCUAAAGAUCUUCUGUAGCAUAUGGCCUGUAAAGUCGUGUAAUGUACACUCUCUGUUCUGUCCUUUUUCUUGUUGGAGAGAAGUGCUAGGUAAUGUCUCUGUUACACCUAUGGUGCUGUAUUGGUUGUAGUUUGCAUGACAUAUGUCAGGAUAUACCAUUUGCUGUUUUCUAGUGUUACAUGUGUUAAAAAAAGAACAAAAAAAAGUGUUGUACAAGGCUGUGAAAAACCCUAUUAUUAAUCUAGAGCAUUAUAAAUCUACAGAAAAAAAAAUCACUCUGCACUAGUUUAAGUGGCUCAAUCCUUUGUAUAAGGUUAUAUGAUAGCUUUGAUAAGGGUCCACUCUAAUGUCUUUACAGAGCAUGCACUACUCAUUGUACGUGACACUGUGCGGUGUAAUAGCAGUUGUCUCAACAAGUUUUACACUUCUUUGUAAAGUAUGCCUUUUGAACAAACCUGUAAGCUGUUUCACGACAACCUUUCCACAUCUGUUAAGGUAGAGCAGUUUUAUCAUUAACUCUUU